This is a messenger RNA of Oncorhynchus nerka (sockeye salmon), 5559 nucleotides long. Its product is annotated as uroplakin-1a-like. The record is from RefSeq and is a predicted model, not a curated record. Gene Ontology annotation, cellular component: plasma membrane. NCBI's taxonomy places the organism in Eukaryota, Metazoa, Chordata, Actinopteri, Salmoniformes, Salmonidae. Bases 161 to 916 code for a protein of 251 amino acids. The transcript is spliced from 7 exons.
ACACAUUCCCAUGUCUACAAUACAUUACAUCCAGCCAGACCCUACAUUCUCUUGGAUCUGUUAGGAACACUUGUACUUGGGUCUGUUCUUUCUUCACUGUCUUCUUCUUCUCUGCUCAGGAGCAGUGGGUUUAGAAGGAGCUGACAGAAGGACUGCUACCAUGGCUGAUGGAAAGGGAUUCACCUGUCUUAUGGUCAUUCUCAUCCUGGGGAAUAUAUUUGGAGCUGCAGCAGGUCUUGCCCUUUGCGCUCUGGCCAUCUGGGUUGCAGUAGAUCAAUUCAAGCUCUACCCUAUAUCUGGUGUGUCGGGGAAAGAUGACAUCUUUGCCGGGGCCUGGAUUGCCAUUUUCACAGGCUUUGCCUUCUUCUGCAUGUGCGUCUUUGGUAUCUUGGCUGCUGCGAUGAAGAGCCGUGCCUUAAUGCUAACAUAUCUGAUCCUGAUGUUGAUCAUCUACAUAUUUGAGUGUGCCUCAUGUAUCACUGCAGUCACCCACAGAGACUAUCUGGUUGGAAACAGUAAUCUGGUGAAGAAGCAGAUGCUGAAGUACUAUGCAGCCGACGGUGACUCUGGCAGUCAGAUCACACUGACAUGGAACAAAGUGAUGAAAGAGGUGGAGUGUUGUGGAACGGAUGGCCCAGUGGACUGGAUAGAGUACAACUCCACCUUCAGGGAGAAGUUUGGUACAGACUACCCCUGGCCCACCCACUGCUGCAAGAGGAAGAACAACUACGAUGUGGUGAAUGUGGAGGCCUGCAAGAACGGCCAGAACACCACCGUGUUCACUAAGGGCUGCUUCAACCACAUUGAGUCUGUGUUCAGUCGAUAUACAUGGGCUAUCAGCUGGUAUGGUUUCGCUGUGCUAAUGUUUAUGUUCUUGCUGUUGAUCCUGGCCAUGGUGUACUACCUGAUGCUGUGAGAAGUCUGGAGGUGAUGUCUCUAACCCAUGUUUUUGACUUUCUGCUGAAGCCACACCAACCCUCACUUCAGCAACCACAGUGCCUUGCAAAAGUAUUCACCCCCUUGGCGUUAUUUUGUUGCUUUACAACCUGUAAUUUAAUUUAAAUAGAUUUUUAUUUGGAUUUCAUGUAAUGGACAUACACAAUAUAGUCCAAAUUGGUGAAGUGAAAUGUAAAAAAUGACUUGUUUAAUUUUUUUUUUAAAGAAUUUAAAACGGAAAAGUGGUGCGUGCAUAUAUAUUCAACCUCUUUGCUAUGAAGCACCUAAAUAAGAUCUGGUGCAACCAAUUAUCUUCAUAAGUGACAUAAUUAGUUAAAUAAAGUCCACCUAUGUGCAAUCUAAGUGUCACAUGAUCGGUCACAUGAUCUCAGUAUAUAUACACCUGUUCUGAAAGGCCCCAGAGUCUGCAACACCACUAAGCGAAACCACCAAGCAAGCGGCACUAUGAAGAUCAAGGAGCUCUCCAAACAGGUCAGGGACAAAGUUGUGGAUAAGUACAGAUCAGGGUUGGGUUCUAAAAAUAUAUCUGAAACUUAAAUCCCACGGCGCACCAUUUAAUCCAUUAUUUAAACAUUUUAAGAAUAUGGCACCACAACAAACCUGCCAAUAGAGGGCCACCCACCAAAACUCACGGACCAGGCAAGGAGGGCAUGAAUUAAUCAGAGAGGCAACAAAGAGACCAACGAUAACCCUGAAGGAGCUGCAAGCGGAGAUUGGAGUAUAUGUCCAUAGGACCACUUUAAGCCGUACACUCCACAGAGCUGGGCUUUACGGGAAAAGAGUGGCCAGAAAAAAAUAAGCAAACAGGUUUGGUGUUCGCCAAAUGGCAUGUGGGAUUCUCCCCAAACAUAUGGAAGAAGGUACUCUGGUCAGAUGAGACUAAAAUUGAGGUUUUUGGCCAUCAAGGAAAACACUAUGUCUGGUGCAAACCCAACACCUCUCAUCACCCCGAGAACCCAAGCAGGGUGGUGGCAGCAUCAUGCUGUGGGGAUGUUAGUCAUCAGCAGGGACUGGGAAACUGGUCAGAAUUGAAGGAAUAAUGGAUGGCGCUAAAUAGAGGGAAAUUCUUGUUUCAGUCUUCCAGAGACUUGAGACUGGGACGGAGGUUCACCUUCCAGCAGGACAAUGACCCUAAGCAUACUGCUAAACCAACACUUGAGUGGUUUAAGGGGAAACAUUUAAAUGUCUUGGAAUGGCCUAGUCAAAGCCCAGACCUCAAUCCAAUUGAGAAUCUGUGGUAUGACUUAAAAAUUGCUGUACUCCAGCGGAACCCAUCCAACUUGAAGGAGCUGGAGCAGUUUUGCCUUGAAGAAUGGGCAAAAAUCCCAUACAGACAUACCCCAAGAGACUUACAGAUGUAACAGCUGUAAUUGCUGCAAAAGGUGUCUCUACAAAGUAUUGACUUUUUUUUUGGGGGGGGGGGGUGUAGUUAUGCACGCUAAAGUUUUCAGUUUUUUUGUUUUAUUUCUUGUAUGUUUCACAAUAAAAAAUAUUUUGCAUCUUCAAAAGGGUAGGCAUGUUGUGUAAAUCAAAUUAUACAAACCCCCCAAAAAUCAAUUUUAAUUAUGGGUUGUAAAGGCAAAAAAAAAAGAAAAAUGCCAAGGGGGGUGAAUACUUUCACAAGCCACUGUACCUAAUUUCUUAAAUAACAAAUGUCUGUGGGAAUGAUGACAGAAAAGUGUUUCUGAUAUAUAGACAAUGAACACUGUGUAGGGAUUUUCCAUCUUUUUAGGUAAAUGGUCUCAAAUUUGUAUAUUUUAUUUAUGUUUUUUUUUAAUGGUUUAUUGCACUGUAAAUUCUAGAUGAACAAAUGGUGAUUGGCCUGAAAACUUCAAUGUCCUAACUGCUUUGGUAAUAGGAUAGAUAUAUAGUUCUUAUCAUUAAAUGUACAGUACCAGUCAAAAGUUCGGACACACCUACUCAUUCCAAGGUGUUUCUUUAUUUGGACUAUAAGCUACAUUGUAGAAUAAUAGUGAAGACAUCAAAACUAUGAAAUAGCACAUAUGGAGUCAUGUAGAAUCUAAAAUAUAUUUUGAUUUGUUUAACAAAUUUGUUUAACUUUUUUGGUUACUACAUUAUUCCAUGUGCUAUUUCAUAGUUUUGAUGUCUUCACUAUUAUUCUGCAAUGUAGAAAAUAGUAAAAAAUUAAGAAAAACCCUUGAAUGAGUAGGUGUGUCCAAACUUUUGAUUGAUACUGUAAGAGAAAAUUUAUAUAAACCUUUCAAGAACAUGAUUUACAUGGCUGUUGUGCAUUUCAGAUUUGUAUACCAUGUUCCAUUUCUUGUUGAGUUGUGUUAUAUUAUUAACAGAGAUCCUUGCUCGGGGAUUCUUGAAAUUCAGGACAAUCCUUGUCUGGGAAGGGAGACUAAUUUGUAUGGCUGUUUUUAUUUUUUCAUUAUUUAAGCUUAAAUAUUUAUUUGAGGUAAUUUUCAAAAUAUUUUCAAUAUUAUUGAUUUCCAUGUUGACUAUAUGCCAGGAAAUGCCCUUGUCCAGAGCAAACUCCCUGAAUGUGUCCCCCAAAAAAUGAUGGCAAAAAUGAAAUAACUUAAAGAAUCUCAUGUAGUUGCCUGACUUACAGUAUCUGAAAACUGUGAUUCCUAAAAAAAAUGUAUCAGGAGUUUUGUUCAUCUCCAUCAGAUGUGUCUAUCUUUAUUAAAUGAAUCAGAAAUGAAUGAGCAGGGUCAGCUAUACCAUGACAACCCUUUCUUCAUCUCCUGAUUGCAUGUAGUGCAACAAGACAACGCAUGGUCCUGAAAGUCCUCUACUUUUGAUAGAUUUAAACAAACAAUAUUGAAAUCACCAUGUUCACAACAAUAACCUGUCAACUCCAUCUCCCUUACUGGAUUUAUUUUGGUGCGCUAUGACCAUUCACAGUUGAGCUCACUUAGUUUAGCUCAAUGCUGAUUGGCUAUUAUGUCAAAUAUAUAUAUAUAUCAAGAGAGGCCAAAUGCUCGCUGGCUUCCCUUGUAUUCAAUGCUAGGGGCAGUAACAAUAUCAUAUUAUUUUUUUACCAGACAGCAUCAAAUAGAUGGGCUCACAUACAGUACAGAGACAGAGGGGCUUUGUUUCACUCACUCGGAUGCUUUUGCCGGUGAGAUACAUUCAGCCUCUUGCAAAUUGAAGGAAAAUUAUGAAGCACAGAGAGAGAAAGAUACAUUAUAUAUAUUUUAAAAAAUUCCAUGUUUUGGGGAAGCCUGGCUUCUCUUGGCAUUCAUGACUACAUGCCACUGAGACCAAGCUGAAUUUAAGGGCAUAUAGCCUAUUAUUUUUCCUCAGUGCAAAAUGUGAUAAUACACAAGCUAGAGAACAGGUGUGUCUGUUUAAUGAAAAUCUGGUAAUAUGUGACCAAUUAAAUAUUUUUCGAAAUUUUAAAUCAUCAAAUAUGUUGAAUGAGCAACUAAUGAGUAUAGAGACUGGAAAGCCUCACAAAUUUGACGAAAUUACCUUAGGCCUAUAUCUUUCAUUAUAAACUGGGUGGUUCGAGCCCUGAAUGCUGAUUGGCUGACAGACCGUAUACCAUGGGUAUGACAAAACAUGUAUUUUUACUGUUAUAAUUACGUUGGUAACCAGUUUAUAAUUGCAAUAAAGGCACCUCGGGGGUUUGUGAUAUUUGGCCAUUUGGCCAAUAUAACGACUAAGGGCUGUGUCCAGGCACCCCUGAGUUGCAUUGUGCUUAAGAAUAGCCCUUAGUCGUGGUAUAUUAGCCAUAUACCACACCUCCUAGGACCUUAUUGCUUAAGUCUAAUACGGCUAUUUACUUACUUUUGUAGCUCUUCAUCAGUAACACCCUUUUGUAAGUAGUGAGGACUAACUGUCCUCUCCAAGUUUACCUGGAAUUCAGCCUGAAAGGAUUUAAGAAAUGUGAUUGGUUGACGAUAUGCCUAUGAUAUCAACAAUGAUUGGAGAAGUGUUUAACAUCCUAUGAUAUAAAUUAUGAUAUAUAUUUUUUAAUAAGGGCAACGUAACUGCAAGAGAGUUUGGGAAGUCUGACUGAAAAAGGGACAAAUCAACCUUUAUAAUUUUUUCUUGUGGUGUUUAAUUAAAUUUGAUCAAAUGCGUGACAUGAUUGCGGGACGCGGUACAGAGGACCAAAACGUGGGACUGUCCUGUACAAUCAGGGACAUGUGGUCACCCUACUUAUAGACAGAAUAUGAGUUAUGGUUCAAAUAUGUUCAUUUUAAUUUGGUUUAAGAGUCAUAAAAUAACCGAGUAAAAACUAAAUUGCUGUUAAGUAUACCACUUGAAGGUUGAAGAAAAAUAUGCAAAUUGUCAACUCCAUAAAACAUCAACUCUGUCAGAUUUAUGUCUAAUGUCAACUCUGCCAGGUUGCUGAAAGAUUUGAUAGAACAGUUAUGUUUUUAUUAGGGAAUUUCUAAUGAAUUAUUUUCCAUUAUUUAGAAAAUGUUUGUAUUGAACUUAAAAAUGUCUGUUUGAAGUAUCUGUACUCCAUUAGAGGCAUUUCAACUCUGUCACUAAUGGGUAACCCCCUUAAGAUCGAUACUUUUGUCAAUAUUCUGAAUAAAUACUAAUAUGCUUAAACUGUUGAAAUAUUUGUAUUGAUAUACCUAAGUGAUACUUUUAAUAAAUGUUUUAUGUUCUGCA